CCAACAGGCUGGUUUUUGUGUCCUCCUCGAAUAUGCAUUGGAAAGCCUUGCCUUUCCAACGACUUCAUUUAUUCUUCAACACUUCGUGAAGAAGCGUGGUGGCUUGUUCCAAGAAGGCAAACCAUUGGAACUGGUUACCACCAAGGCACAGAUUGUCUUUGAACCAUUGGUAUCCAAUUAUUGACUUUCAUCAAUAUUCUUUAGACCUUCUUGCUCGAAUUGAUGAACUCUUAGCGUCAGUCGCGAACAUGCUUCUUAACUUAGUGGUCCUCGGCCUUUGUUCCACUCUGGCUCAAGGACAAUUCAAGAUCCGAUUGAUAUCCGAGAAGGAUCAGCAAGAGAUGGUUGAACGAUUCACAUCGGGCAUUGCUGCUGUUCAAGCGGCAACUACUGACUUAACCAUUGACGUGGAAAGCGUGCCCAUAGACCGCGAAAACGACAUGAUACAACUCAACGAGACUUGCGACCUUCUUCAGGGUGAGGGAGAUUAUUCACUCAUAGCUGAUUUGGCUUGGGGUGGAUGGAUGGGGUUACAGGAUCAAGCUGAGGCUGGUGGAUUUCCCUACCUUCGAUUAGAAGCGGCAAAUCAUCAGUUUGUUCAGGGAGCAGACGAUUACUUGAAGGACCGUGACGCCAUUGAUGCGGCAUUAGUGUUCCAAUCGGAAAUCGAUCUAGACCAGAGUCUGUAUUAUCUAAUUGGUAACUCGUACAUUCGCGUGAUUGUCAUCAACAAGGAUGAGCCAGGGGCAAUGGAAAGGCUGGCCAAGAUGAGACCAUCACCUAGUUACUACAUUGCUCAUGGUACCACGUCCGCUUUAGCCACAGUGUAUAAUGAGGCUCGAGCCAGAUCUUUGCUCAAGAGAGAUGCUCGUUGGACCUUCGUGUUCCAAGAUUGGAAGUCCGACGAUUUUCCCUUGGACGACUUGGAGGUCCAAGUGACCUUCUUCACCAUGGAUAAUAGCGAUUGUUGCGUGGUGAAGAACAAGCCUGGAGAUGCAUGUACUUGUGAGGAGGACACCAAUCCAGCCAACGCAUUCAUGGAGGAGGCUGGGAAGAUGGUAGGCGAAACUUUGAAGACUUUGAAAGAGACUGGAACCAAUUUAUCCGGCGUCUUAAACUGCUACCAAACCAAUGAGGACAAAGCCAAGGCCACGGCCUUUCAGACCCAAUUGAUCGACUUGGUCAAGGCCUCCCGAUUGGAAUACAUGGAGGAUAAGAAGAUGCUCAAUUUUCCCUUGAAACUGGACGUGUCUGCUCGCAAUGCCAGCACAAGCUAUCCCAUGGGAGUUUGGGACAAGACAAAUGGAUUCGUCAAGGCCAGCACCUAUGUGCACCAAGAAAUACCACGAUUUUUUCGCAUUGGCACAGUGCCUACCACCCCUUGGGCUUACAUUAAGAUGGAUGAAAACGGCAGGGUGAUAAAGGACGCCGCAGGUCGGCCUUCGUUGGGCGGGUAUUGUGUGGAUAUGGUGGAAAAGCUGAGUAAAAAAAUGCACUUUGAUUAUGAGCUCAUCUUGCCCACGGAUGGAAGCAACUCAUAUGGUCAAAAGGAUAAAAGUGGUAAUUGGAACGGAGUGGUGGGCGAUCUCGUGAAUGGCGAGAUCGACAUUGCCGUGGCCGGUAUGACCAUGACCUCUGAACGAGAGGAAGUUAUCGACUUUGUGGCGCCAUACUUUGACCAAUCUGGGAUCUCCAUCAUCAUCCGGAAACCGGUGCGUGCCCGAUCCCUCUUCAAGUUCAUGGAGGUGCUUCGAGUCGAGGUCUGGUUCGCGAUCCUCGCGGCCUUGAUCGUCACGGCUUUGAUGCUUUGGUUCUUGGACCGAUUCUCGCCUUACUCCGCUCAGAACAACAAGCAGGCGUAUCCGUUUCCAUGUCGGGUUUUCACACUGAAAGAAAGCUUUUGGUUUGCAUUGACAUCGUUCACGCCCCAAGGGGGUGGUGAGGCACCAAAGUCCCUAUCUGGGCGGGUUCUAGUGGCCGCUUAUUGGCUCUUUGUGGUUUUGAUGUUGGCCACUUUCACCGCUAAUUUGGCGGCGUUCUUGACUGUGGAGCGAAUGCAAACUACAGUUCAAGGUCUGGAGGAGCUGGCUCAACAAUCGAAGAUUAAUUAUACCGUCGUGUCGGACUCGGCCUACUUUGAAUACUUCAAGAAUAUGGCCGGAGCCGAGGAGGACCUGUAUCGGGUCUGGAAAAACCUGACCUUGAGCAGCGAUGCCGAUCAGGCCAAAUACAGAGUGUGGGAUUACCCCAUUAAAGAGCAAUACACACACAUCUUCAAGACCAUCAAAGCCAGUGGAUUGGUCAGCUCCCCUAAAGAUGGUUUUGACAAGGUGUUGGCCGAUGAGCAAGGCACAUUCGCUUUUAUUCAUGAUGCUGCAGAGAUCCGAUACGAGUUCUAUAACAAUUGCAACUUCACCGAGGUUGGUGAGCCGUUUGCUGAGCAACCUUACGCCGUGGCUGUUCAACAAGGAAGUCACCUCCAGGAGGAGAUCAGUAAGGUGAUUCUGGAGCUCCAGAAAGAUCGAUAUUUCGAGACCCUAUCGUCCAAGUAUUGGAACAGCACCCUUCGCAGUCUUUGUCCAACCUUAGAUGACUCGGAGGGAAUCACGUUGACCUCAUUAGGGGGCGUGUUCAUUGCCACUUUGGCGGGAUUGGGCAUUGCCAUGGUGGUUCUAGCUUUUGAGGUCUAUUUCCAACGGAAGCAGGGCAAGAACGAAGUAAUGGAUAUCUCGCAGGACAUGAACUACAAACCCAAAGUGGGCAUCAUUCAAGUUGGAUCUCGUCAAGUGCAUAUGUAAAGCCCUUUGAAUUUAUGAAAAGAACACCUCUCAGCCUA
Tigriopus californicus is the source of this 2836-nucleotide messenger RNA. Its product is annotated as ionotropic receptor 25a-like. The coding region runs from base 249 to 2798 and encodes 849 amino acids. Gene Ontology annotation, molecular function: glutamate-gated receptor activity; transmitter-gated monoatomic ion channel activity involved in regulation of postsynaptic membrane potential. Gene Ontology annotation, biological process: synaptic transmission, glutamatergic; modulation of chemical synaptic transmission; monoatomic ion transport. Gene Ontology annotation, cellular component: postsynaptic membrane; plasma membrane. The transcript has 6 exons. Lineage: Eukaryota; Metazoa; Arthropoda; Copepoda; Harpacticoida; Harpacticidae. The record is from RefSeq and is a predicted model, not a curated record.